CUCAUUGGCCCUUAUUUUAUUCUUCUUUAUCGUAUGGAAUCUGAACAAACCCAACGUUUACAAAAAGAACUUUUAAAGAUCAAGAAAGGACUCAAAAGCUGGGAAUAUGAAUUCUUCAAAAAACAUCAACGGAAACCUACAGUGAAGGAUAUUCAAGAACGGCCUAGAGUAGAGAGGGUGUACAAGGACUACAACACUAAAAAGAAGCAGUUACGACUACUUGCUGUGGAUCCAAUUGAUUCUCAAUCCCAGCCUGUAUCGAUCUUUGACUCUCAAUCACAGCAUCAAGAAAAUGUGUCCAGUCCUUCUUCAACAAAUGUAUUAUUAUCCCCUUCCAAUAAACGACGUCGAGGUAGUCAUGGAUCAGUGGAAUAUAUUCGAUCACCAAGCCAUCGACUUUCAAGAAUGAAGUACAUAGAUCAUCUCCAUCAACCUACUACAACAUCCUUGGACUUUGAAUCAAGACUUUCUAAAACUACUACUUCUAAUACCAGUACGACUGAAGAUACCGUUUCCUCCACCACGACGACAACGACUAGCCUGACAAAAAAUACUUUGGAGGAAGACCUUUUCUGGCUUGGCCCUUCUCAAGAAUCUAUCAUUAGCUCACAGCCACAAAAUUCUGUAAUGAUAUCAACAUCAUCAUCAUCAUCCUCUUCAGCUGCUCCAAGUACAAAAGAAGAAGAACAAGAAAACGGUCAAUCACAACUAGAAGCAUCGUCUCAGGUAUCAUCCUUUUUAUCGACUGAUUCUAGUAAUCGGAAAAAAAAGAAAAAGAAGAAUACAGCUUUGGAACAUAAACUUUUUGGACAUUUGAUAUGGAAACCUCGAGAUACCCUUAGUCCUGCACUCAAGGCAGAGAAAGAAUCGACUUCUCAACCUACAACACCUAACACGACGACGGAAGAUCUCCAUGGACAGACUCCUACAACAACAUCAUCAUCAACAUCAACAUCAUCUACGGCAAUGAUGUCAGCAGUGACUGAAGAAACAAUUCAUGAUGAUGACAAGGAUUCUCAAAUAGAUGGUUUGGCCAUGGAAGGAUUGGUCAUUGCAGAACGACAACUGGAUCCUUUCCGGCAUUUUGAUCCAUCAUUAAAGGAAGAUAUGGAAGAUCCUGAUAUGUUUGUCAUGCCUGGACUAUUUACAAGUGUGAGGGCAAGAUCCACCGUGAUGGCACCUAUGAUGAUGGAUGAUCCUGAACGACAUACACGAAUAUUGGAAGCUCUUAGAAAUGGCACUCUAGGUGAAAAACGAUAUCAACAAGAGGAUCAAGACUUGGAUGAUGAUGUCAAACAAUUUAUAGCGGAAAAUACUGAUAUGUUUAUAGAUGAAGGUGAUCAGGAUCAAGAGAUGCAAACAACAACAACAAAAUUCCGGAAAAAGUUUACUCAAAAAAGACAGACUCGUUUACAUAAAUUCAAAUAUGUUGAAACAACCGGCUCUACUCAUAUCUAAUCUUCUCUAUCUAAUUUUUUUUUAGUUUAUAUUCAUUCUUUCCUUCCCUUUGUAUAUAUAUAUUUGUUAUCUGUUUAUUUAUUGAAAAUAUGUAGUUGUAUGAAGAUGAAUAGAUAUCCAUCCAUAUAUUUGAUUUGAUCUAUUCUAAUAAAACCAAAC
Halteromyces radiatus is the source of this 1617-nucleotide messenger RNA. RefSeq lists its product as uncharacterized. The record is from RefSeq and is a predicted model, not a curated record. The transcript has 4 exons. The coding region runs from base 34 to 1458 and encodes 474 amino acids. Lineage: Eukaryota; Fungi; Mucoromycota; Mucoromycetes; Mucorales; Cunninghamellaceae.